AUGGUCGAAAAGAACGUUCAGACUCGAGCUGGAGUUGCUGCCAAGAGGAGUGAUACUACUCGACGUGCCGAAGUUCCAGCGGCGGCAGGGAUGGCCUCAUCGACGCCUUCAACCGUCACUGGGCCUACGACUGCAGGAGUCGAAGAGGAAUUCCUGUCAGGAGAAGAAGGUGACGAGGUCGUCUCUUUAGCAAUCGACAAGUCAUCAGCCGUUGCAGCCGGCACAGAAAUUCAAAAAGCGCCGGGCGCAUCCGAUUUGGCGUCCAUCAUAGCCAUCCCCAAUUUUACUAAAGAUCAAGUGACCACCAUCGUAUCUUCCACUAACUCCCCGCCCGUUGUCACCGUGGAUGUGGAAGCGGAGAGGGCCCAUAUCUGGGAGAAGAUUCAAGAAAGCCAGAAAGCUAGCGACUACAUUCUCACCAAACAUCUGAUGACCACCUGGACAUCAAUGGACGAGAAGAAGGUACCGAAGCCGCCGCUUUUGAGAGCCGCUUCAGCGGCGCCAGUUUUGGCGACGGUAGAUCAGCGAAUGAUAUCAUGA
Puccinia triticina is the source of this 540-nucleotide messenger RNA. RefSeq lists its product as uncharacterized. The transcript has a single exon. Bases 1 to 540 code for a protein of 179 amino acids. The record is from RefSeq and is a predicted model, not a curated record. NCBI's taxonomy places the organism in Eukaryota, Fungi, Basidiomycota, Pucciniomycetes, Pucciniales, Pucciniaceae.